AUGACUCGUAUAAUUUGGGACAAGAUCAAGAAUAACUUGAUUUUCCCAUAUGUCCAACUUGAAAUCAAAUAUUAUGAUUUAGGAAUUCAAAACCGUGACGCCACCAAUGAUCAAGUGACCAUAGAUGCUGCUGAGGCGAUCAAGAAAUAUAAUGUAGGCAUAAAGUGCGCAACAAUCACACCAGAUGAACAGAGAGUUAAAGAAUUCAACCUUAAAAAAAUGUGGAGAUCUCCAAAUGGAACAAUUCGUAAUAUCCUGAAUGGCGUCGUAUUUCGUGAGCCAAUUCUAUUGAAGAGUGUUCCGCGUGUAGUUCCCAACUGGACUAAACCCAUAAUUAUUGGAAGACAUGCAUUCGGAGAUCAGUAUAGAGCUACAGAAAUAAUUAUCGAUCGCCCUGGUAAACUUAAACUGCUUUUCGAACCCAGUGAUGAUACCAACCAACAGAGUGAAUUAGUAUAUGAAUUCUUGUCUCCUGGAGUUUCCAUGGCUAUGUUCAACACUGAUGAGUCUAUCACAGGUUUUGCUCAUAGCAGUUUUCAAAUGGCCUUGAAAGUGGAAAUGCCUUUGUAUUUAAGUACCAAAAAUACUAUUUUGAAAAAGUAUGACGGACGAUUUAAAGAUAUUUUUCAAGAAAUAUUUGAAAGGGAUUAUAAAGGCAAAUUUGAAGCAAAGAAUAUAUGGUAUGAGCAUAGACUCAUAGAUGACAUGGUCGCUCAAGCUCUUAAAUCAAGCGGUGGAUUUGUAUGGGCGACCAAGAAUUAUGACGGUGAUGUACAGUCCGAUAUUUUGGCCCAAGGAUAUGGGUCAUUGGGUUUAAUGACCAGCGUGCUAGUUACACCUGAUGGCAAGACUAUGGAAGCAGAGGCCGCUCAUGGUACGGUAACAAGGCAUUAUCGCCAACAUCAGCAAGGCAAAGAAACGUCUACAAAUCCAAUUGCAUCGAUAUUUGCCUGGACACGUGGUCUAGCACAUAGAGCAACAUUGGAUGGCCAUCAAGAGCUAUUAAAAUUUUCUCAAGAUUUGGAGAGAGCGUGCAUUGAAACCGUAGAUGGUAGCGGUAAAAUGACAAAGGACCUUGCAUUGUCACUCCAUGGCAGCAACCUCAAACGUGAACACUACGUCACCACUGAUGAGUUUCUGGACCAUAUUUCGAACAAUUUGAAGUAUAUCAUUUCUUUGAAAGAAAUGUCUAGAUUUUCGUCUUUUGUUUUAAAACCUUCUCACCUUACAUCGUGUGUAAGGAACGCCUCAUCUAACAUGAGUCGUAGUUUUUCCUCACGCACAAUGCCUUCAUUCCUUAAUUCUCAGAGUGUCUUAAAAAACACGAAGAGAAUCACUUUAUCACAACGAAAUAAGUUUUUUAUUUCUUCUUCAACACUUAAACAAGGUAUUGGCAAUUCUAGCACGAGGCCUACUGCCGAUAAGUCUAAAACCACUAAGUCGUUAGCAGGAAACGAUAGAAUUUAUCAACGGCCAUCAACUGUCGAUAUUCCGAAAAUACGCCCCAAUAUUACUGCAAUUCGAAAUUUACCUACAGCAACUGCUCGGGUUAAUGAAAUUGUUACAUCACCAGCCUUGACCAAUGGGGAACAACAUUUAACAGAAGAUGAAGGACAAAGAAUAAAUGAAAUUAAAAAUGCAAAACUCAUAUUUAAUCAGGCUUGGAAAAAUGUUGAGGACGCAUAUGGUCGAGAAAAUCUUUGUCUUCCAAGAGAGAUUAUUUGGUUAAUGGGUGCGCCUGGUAGCGGCAAAGGGACGCAUACAGAUUUGAUUUUAAAAGCGCGUGGUAUUACCAAUCCUGCGAUCUGCAUGUCGGCUCUUUUAACAACGCCAGAUUGUCAAGAGUUAAUAAAUAAGGGCAAAAUGAUUAGUGAUGGAAAGGUUCUUGAGAAUUUGUUACGUGCACUUCUUGAUUGUGAUCCAACAGUGGGUUGCCUUGUGGAUGGGUUCCCUCGUACAGAUAUUCAAGUGGAAUGUCUGAAACUUCUUUAUGAUAAGAUGCAUGAAUUGCGUCGAGAUUUCUGGGGAACUCCAUUACAAGAUAAAUUCCCCCGUCCAACUUUUCGUAUCUGUGUGUUAUACGUUGACGAAGAAGUUUCUGUCACUCGCCAAGUGCAGCGAGGACUACAAAUCAGAGAACAUAAUGCUGUAGUUCGACGAACGGGACAGGGAGAGCUUAUGGAAGAGCGAGUUACGGAUUAUGAUGAAUUGUUGAUUAGAGCACGUUAUCAAAUAUUCAGGGAACAUUUUGGAGCUUUGAUGAAGCUUGGAAAACUUUUCCCUUUCCAUCUCAUCAAUGCCAUUGGAUCGAUUGAAGAGGUUAUGCGAUUGAUUCUAAAAGAAUUUGAGUACCAAAGUUCUCUCGAACUUGAUCAAAAGACCUACGAUUCAAUCGCACAUAUCCCAAUCGCAACAAAAAUCGGUGUUCAUGCUCGACAAGAUUUAAUUAGUCGACUUGAACAUUACCAAGAUACUGAACCAGGACUUUUUAUGAAAGCAAUCGAGUUCGUUGACAAUAAUGUUAUCCCAACGGUUCAACGCCACGCUAUCAGCGGACAAGCUCUUAUUCGAACAACUUCUCACCAACUUGAAAAUCAACAUCUUGUUGACAUGAUCAUGGACGUUCUUUCAGAACGGGGAUACCAUGUAAUGUUUGAUGACCGUGUUCGAGAAACACCUGUGAGGAUUAAUCCUGAUACGUGGGAAAUUAUCCUUGAAAAGUAG
This is a messenger RNA of Cetraspora pellucida, 2724 nucleotides long. The record is from the annotation of a GenBank genome assembly. NCBI's taxonomy places the organism in Eukaryota, Fungi, Glomeromycota, Glomeromycetes, Diversisporales, Gigasporaceae.